Messenger RNA from Cynoglossus semilaevis (tongue sole), 2166 nucleotides. It is a transcript of the gene rft1, whose product is annotated as RFT1 homolog. The record is from RefSeq and is a predicted model, not a curated record. Bases 190 to 1821 code for a protein of 543 amino acids. NCBI's taxonomy places the organism in Eukaryota, Metazoa, Chordata, Actinopteri, Pleuronectiformes, Cynoglossidae. Gene Ontology annotation, biological process: dolichol-linked oligosaccharide biosynthetic process; glycolipid translocation. Gene Ontology annotation, cellular component: endoplasmic reticulum membrane. The transcript has 10 exons.
UACACUGUGUACGGAAGUGAUGUCUCUCUACCGCUGUCAUCUUUCCUGUCCGUAUGAACUCGUCCGUAGUUUACAGUAGUUUUGUCUUAAUGAUUAUUUUCUUAUGAAAAAAAAUCGGGUUUUGCUUCUCGAAUGUUCCAAUGAGAAAGUUAGCGCUUGUUGCGGCUCAGAGGACGAGUGUUUCCCAGCAUGAGUUCACAGGAGGUGCUGAGGAGCGCGUCCAUACUAGCGUCCUACAAUGUGGUGCUACAGGUCUCGUUCCGGAUUCUCACCUUUCUGCUGAAUGCCUUCACGCUGCGGUUCGUGUCUAAAGAGCUGAUUGGUGUCGUCAAUGUCAGGCUCACCCUCCUCUACUCCACAUUAGUGUUUUUGUCCAGAGAGGCUUUCCGCAAAGCAUGUCUGAGUGGAGAACAAACCUCUGGACCGAACCACAGCUGGAGACAAGUCAUCAACCUGCUGUGGCUGACGCUUCCUCUGGGGUUGGUAUGGGCCGUCCUGCUGGUCCCUGUGUGGCUGUGGCUCCUGGAGGUCCCAGAUCCUCAGACCGUCCCGUACUACGGCCCCGCUGUGGUGCUGUUCGGUUUGGCCGGAGUGCAGGAGCUGCUGGCCGAGCCUCUGUGGUUCCUGGCUCAGGCUCAUAUGUUUGUCCGUGUGAAGGUGGUCUCUGAAAGCGUAGCCAUGAUCGCUAAGUGCCUCAUAACCGUGGCACUGGUGGUGACAGCUCGGGACUGGGGACUUUAUAUUUUCGCAGCUGCUCAUGUGGCGUACACAGCUGUUCUGGUUCUGUGUUACGUGCUUUACUUUAUCCAUUUCCUGGGCUCAGAAGAAGCUCACAAGAAGAAUUUUCCUGUGAAAAGUGUUCGGGAUCUCCUGCCCUGUGGACUGAAUGGAAAGCCUCUGAUCGACUGGUCCCUCGCCGGUCUCACCUGGAGCUUCUUUAAGCAGUCCUUCCUGAAGCAGCUGCUGACAGAGGGCGAACGCUACGUCAUGACCUUCCUGAACGUCCUCAGCUUCGGAGACCAGGGUGUCUACGACAUCGUCAGUAAUCUGGGCUCCAUGGUGGCUCGCUUCAUCUUCUGGCCCAUUGAGGAAAGUUUCUACAUCUUCUUUGCCAAAGUACUGGAGAGAGGAUGCGACGUGGAGAAACAAAAACAGGAAGAGGUCUCCGUGGCUGCCGACGUCCUGGAGAGUCUGCUGAAGCUGGUCACGCUGAUCGGUCUCAUCAUCACAGUGUUCGGAUACACCUACGCUGACCUGGCUCUGGACAUUUAUGGUGGUUCCCUGCUGAGCAGUGGUGCAGGUCCAACGUUGCUGCGCUGCUACAGCUGCUACGUCCUCCUCAUGGCUGUCAACGGUGUGUCGGAGUGUUUUGUAUUUGCUGCCAUGAGCCAAAAAGAGGUCGACAAGUACAACCUGGUGAUGCUGGCUUUUUCCGUGUCCUUCCUCUUCCUGUCCUACGUCCUCACCCGGUGGGCUGGAGGUGUGGGCUUCAUUCUGGCAAACUGUCUGAACAUGGGCCUCCGCAUCCUCCACAGCCUGCUCUACAUACACAACUAUUUCAGGCACAGUCCGUGGAAACCUCUGCGGGGCCUGCUGCCCUCCCCCCUCCUGCUGCUGACUCUCUUUAUCAGCGCGGUCGUCCCAGGAGUUUCUCAGAGUGUUUUCUGCUGUGACCGAGGAUGGUUACUGAGGCUGCUCCACGUUGGCUGUGGAGCCGUGUGUCUUUUCUGCGUUCUGGCUGUUGUCGUUGUCACGGAGACUCGACUCGUUCAGUUCGUGGAGAGUCAACUUUUGCCUCAGUACAGAAAAAAACGCACUUAGAUUUGACCAAAAAUGGCAGAAAACUUGAAGCUACAAUGGGUGGAUGAAGUGGGGAGUAAUCAUGGUUACUGACUGUGUGAACGCUAGGAAGGAACAAGUGACCUCUGUGUGUGGGUCUGUGUGUGUGUGUGGGUGCGCGUGUGUGUGUAUUAGGGCUAUUUUUACUGUAACAUUCCUGGGUUUAUCGUGAUCAGUUUCAGGAUGUCAUUAUAAUGGGAAAAAAUCAUGCAUUUUAAAAAAAGAAAAAAAGCACUGAAAGUGUUUGAAGUUAUUUUAUACAAAUAAAACUGUAAUUUCUACAGUGUGUUGUUACAGUCUGAUUAAAAGACACUGAAUCAAAUCAAA